Messenger RNA from Brassica rapa (field mustard), 543 nucleotides. RefSeq lists its product as uncharacterized. Lineage: Eukaryota; Viridiplantae; Streptophyta; Magnoliopsida; Brassicales; Brassicaceae. The record is from RefSeq and is a predicted model, not a curated record.
AGAAAACUGAAAACUAAAGCCGAAGAAGGUUCGAAGAAGAGACAGAAAAUUUCCAAAGUCGCCGUCAACAUUCUCCAUUGGGCAACACACGAACGAACGAACGAGAAGGGAGAGAAGAGAUGAACGUCGUACAUGGAUUGAAGAGGAUUCCUCGCAUUAAGUUCCCUCAGCGUCACCUCAAACCUUCAGAGGGAGCGAAGCAGGUGGAGAAUGAAGCAGAUACAUUCUUCUUCUCCAACCUCAACACCUCCCCAAAGACGACUAUAGGCGGGAAGGCCUCGUUGCAGCCCAAGCGCACCCCUGUUUCAAACGAGGAGAUGGAAGCCAUUUUGUUGGGAGGCUGCAUCUGAUCAUAGAGAUGGUGUGGACCUCUUCUCUUCUUCACCAUUCACAGAAUAUACAAGAUUUGGUUGAUGUCUUUGACACAAUAAAACAGACUCAAUUUGCAGUUUUUAAAAGCCUUUUUACUUCUAUUAUAUACACUGAUUGAUUGCAUUUUACUCCCUAUUAAUGAUUUGGAAUUCAUGGAUUUUUUAUAUUACA